Messenger RNA from Fimicolochytrium jonesii, 2883 nucleotides. RefSeq lists its product as uncharacterized. Lineage: Eukaryota; Fungi; Chytridiomycota; Chytridiomycetes; Spizellomycetales; Powellomycetaceae. The record is from RefSeq and is a predicted model, not a curated record. Gene Ontology annotation, cellular component: microtubule cytoskeleton; cell tip. Bases 119 to 2842 code for a protein of 907 amino acids. Gene Ontology annotation, biological process: establishment or maintenance of actin cytoskeleton polarity; signal transduction. The transcript is spliced from 8 exons. Gene Ontology annotation, molecular function: protein binding.
AAAGGGCAACAAUCGCGCUGUGUUGGGGUAAUUGCAUGCGACCUUUGAACCGUAAUAGCCCCCAAAGCAUAAAAACUUCUCGCUACACAUAUACCUACGAAAACCGAGUUUGGGAGCAAUGUCCGGCCCCGUUUACGCCACGAAUCCCGACGAGGAUGAGUUGGACGAGGAGGCCUACCUGCGGGCGGAAAUUGAGGACAUCCAGGAGCCUAUCGACUUUGGCUUAGUCUAUGCCUUGCAUACUUUCAUUGCGAACUUGGAGGGCCAAGUCUGCGUGCUAAAAGGGGAUUCGUUGGAGUUGCUGGACGACUCCAAUUCCUACUGGUGGUUGGUCAAGUGUUUGAAAACCCAUGAGAUAGGGUAUAUACCAGCAGAGAAUAUCGAGACACCAUCAGAGCGGCUGGCACGAUUGAAUAAAUUCAAGAAUGUUGGGGUAUCUGCAAUCCACGAGGAGGACAUGCGGCCCAUCACACCUGUACCGCCUGGGAGCCGUAGGAACAUUGUGUUUCCGGAGAACUUUGUGGAGUACAUCUACUGCACCGAUGAUGAAUCGUCAGAGGGGUCGAGUGAAGAUGAGGAACCUCCAGCUGCGGACACGUUGCAAAGACAGAAACCGAACACCGCGUCUUUAAGUCGAAACUUUUUGUCGAAACUUCUUUCGCGAUCGAAAAAAGCGAAGGACAGCGUUUCGUCGUCGUCCACAAGGUCGUCUACGAGAUCGCUGGAACGGCCGACUCUGGAUAAAGCGUUUGAGCAACCGCAAACAGCAAAGGACCCGAUCAACGUCCUGCGGAUAUAUGCCGGAAACGUUGAUCUGAAGGCGACGUUCAAAUCCGUCGCGUUGACCCCAACAUUGACCGCGAAAGAGCUCCUCGUUACGGCACUAAAACGAUUCCGAGUGCCAGGGGUGACACCGGAUGAGUACUAUGUGAGCGUUCUUCACAUGGAUGCACAGGAGCGACGAUUGGGAGAAAACGAUAAAGUAUAUGACGUCCUGGAGGAGCUGAGGCACAAAAACCUACCGGGCGUAGGCGACUCGGCUUCCGUCUCGAAGGUGGUCAACAGCUCGGAGGGCAAGAGCAGCGUACGGCUUACCGACGACAACAUCAUCAAAGUCCUCAUCAACAAGAAGCUCAAUCUGUUUGAGAAGAACUACCACUUGAUCCGGAUAUUUAUGUACGACAAUUCUGAUCCUACUGGUCAGAUGCGAACGUACAAGACACUUGGGGUCAAUAGCAACACCACCGUUGGAGAGAUGACCGAGGUCGCUAUCAAAAAGUUCAAGCUGACACCACAUCCCCAGUACCGAUAUACGCUGAGCUCAAUCUUUGAGAACCAAGAAACCGAGAGGGAGGAAGCUGAGAAACUAUACCCAAUAUUGAUGUCAGCGCAAGGGAGCACUGAGGAAAUCGACUUCUUACUGCGCAGAGUAUGGAUUGGCUAUGGGCCAGCGCCAACCCAACCGACCGAGCCCGCCGAAGAGGCAAGCGAAGCUCGCGACGAAGCCAACAUCCAAAACAUCCUAACCUCGAAGCCCGCCUUUUUGAAAGAGGCACCAGCAGCGGUAGAACACGCAGACAGCGGGAUGUUACGCGACAUGCAGCUGGGAAGUAGCUAUUCGAGCGACACUAUGGACAGCGACAUCUCGCGGACGCAGAGUAUGAGUGACAUUGUGAAUAGCGCGAUGCACAGCCGGCAGACAUCCCAAAACGAUCUUCGACCGGGGCACUCUCAUGGCGAUGGUGACGGGGCUUCGGCGAAUCGGGUACAGCCCCAACGUGUGGGAGCUUCACAUCGAGGAAACUUCUCGCAACCAUCUGCCGCGGUGGCCCCCGAUUCCGUUCCAACACCAGCCGUGACGUCUCGGAAGAGCUCAUUACAUCACGAUCCAAACAGCGUUCCCUCUUCACAACAAGGCCUUGAUAAGCCAUUGCCGAUACCGGCAAAUCGGGGAUCGGACAGCAACGGUCCCCAGAACCUUUCCAAGUUGCCACCGCCGCGCGAUAACGUGGAUCCACGACCACACAACGAAUACAGGAAUGGCCCGCAUUUGUCAGCGGUCCAACAUCGGUCGGCGGUCUCGUCGGUCACAUCACCUCUCAGUGAUGGAGCCUCACCAGACUCGGAAACCAGCACAAAGACGAAUAUUGAGACGAUGGAACAAUAUUUGGAGGAAAUUAUCCGAGGUGGAGCGGAUGUUGGUAAAUUGCGGGCACUGGAGCAAAAGAUGAAAAGCGGGUUGCAUGCACCGCCAGAUCCCAACUCGCUGCCUAUUCCAUCGCCGCAAGGGAAAUAUGACGACUCUGGCCUCGAACAGAUUCUGCGGAGACGGACAUCGUCCGGGGGUGCCGCCAUUCGCCAGCCAUCCGUUCCUCGUCGUGGGUCAAGCCAUGCUGCAAACAUCAUGUCGGUGUAUGACGACAUGGCUGCUGAGCUGGAUGAGUCCAUCAAGCGGACGUCGAGGACAUCGGAAUCGGAAUCCGCUGGAUCACCAAAGACAUUACCGGAUUCCCAUAACAACUCCGAUCGGAAAGGAAAAGGUGGCAUGUCACCCGCCAAAGUCUCUGGACAUUCCCCAUCUUCAACAACAGCACCAAACGGGCAGCACACACAUUCACCCGACCGGCCACUUCCCGAAUCACCCGCACUGUCACAUCUGAUCCCGAAGAGCGGACAGAACACGGCUUCAUGGCCGUUUGAAGUGAAGAAGGACGACGCAACAAAGCCACGGUCGUCUACGCCGCAGAACGGGACCGCCACACCGCCCACGAAUGGCGCCACUACCGGUGCCCAACCUGGCAACGCCGAGGUUGCAGCCAUGUUUGAUGCGAUGCAGCAGUAGAAGCAAUGGCGCGAACUCCGACAUCCACAUGAUGUAGUAUC